Ostertagia ostertagi is the source of this 441-nucleotide messenger RNA. The record is from the annotation of a GenBank genome assembly. Lineage: Eukaryota; Metazoa; Nematoda; Chromadorea; Rhabditida; Trichostrongylidae.
AUGGAGUGCACCAAAUGGAGACGGUUCACUAAAAUUCACAAAAUCAUUCAGGUGGCUGAAUCAUGGAUAGUUUGGAUCAUUUCUGCUGUUGCUUCGACGUACUUUCUUUCUAUGGCUUGCAAAAACCAGAAGCGGCUUCUGAAGCACCAGAUUGUUAUGAAGCGAGGUUCUGCAGUGGAUAGAGAAAUCAGUCAAAAAUACGCCAAUGACAAGAAAAUGAGCACUAAGGAAAAAGAGGAGCGCGCUCUUUUCCGUAAAAAUGAGGUUGCGGAUUCAGAAGCGACAUAUUUGUCCAUAUUCUUCACCAAUGUGCUGUUUCUCUCGAUUAUGUUGUUCUUAGCGUUCUUCCUACUUGCGAAUCUCACACCUAUUUUCAAUUCUCUGCUUUCUGUCAUUGGAUCUGCAGGUCUUGUGGCAUUCCUUUCUACUGCUAAGAAUUAG